UAAAACUGGCGGGGUCAUUCGGAACGCCAUUUGGCCGCAAGAUGGCAUCGCGGUGGAGGCUCUUCCUUCUGGUCCUCUGUGCUCAAGGAGCAUUUGCAUCACUGCUGGAUGACAUAAUCUUCGACAGCGAGGAGAUCCAGGAUUCCGGGGAGAGCAGCGUCGAAGGCUUCAAUGAACGUUUAUACGAAGAUUAUGCAUAUACUUACGCUCCAUUUAUUUGGUUCCACAAGACGGAAGGAGAUGAAGGCUUCUGUUUCCCCCACGAUGCUGGAGAGUACUACAACCACCGAGUAGCCGGGGACUGGUCGAGGCUAUGUAACGAGGACUACCAGACUAUCAAGAAUAAUAAGAUACCGACCUAUUGGCAUGCUAUGGAGUGCAGCGGACAUUUGCAUAUUGCUUACUGGUCUUUCUACGGCUACAACCACAACUGCGACUGCUGCUCCGGUGAGAGAGACGCCUGGUGGGAGUUCGUCGUUGUCAAGAUACGCGAAUUUGGAACAGAAUCUGCCCACCUGAGUGAAGUCAUGUUUGGCCAGAAGAAGGGAUGGUACACAAGAGUCUUUAGUCAUUAUGAUGUCUUCAACGUCACCCACCCAGUCGCGUAUGUUGGGCGAGCGAGCCAUGGCUUCUAUCACGACGACGGAGGCUCAAAUACCUGUUGCUAUUAUGAGGAUACGAGGAUUCCAGGUGAUGUCAACCAGUACAUGAUGAGCUGGAACAAUCUCGUGAGACUGACGACUGAAGGAGAUGGAGAACCUUGGAUGACGGACCCAAGUACUGACUAUUGGAACGGUCUCCAGGUACCCACGUUCAGGAAGGACUGGUACUUGUGCAACCUUGUAGGGUGCACCGGGUCCUUCUUAUGGGGAUGUGGGACAAGCGGCUGUGCCAAGAGCGACAUCGGAGACGACCCAUUCUGAGGUCCUUCAGGCAAAGAGACACUCGUCGCAGGAUGUGUUUGCUUUGUUUUUGUUCAUUUGUCUUUAGAGAUGACAGGCGUUCGUAUUUACUGUUGUUGUUGUUUUGUCGCAGUUGUUGUUGUUCUUUUGUUUUGUUCAGAUCUGUGCACCUCCAUCAUUUAUUUUGGUUAAUCUGUAAUUUUGGCUAAUUAUCAAGACUGUUGCAAUGGCUCAUCUGUAACUUCUGUGAUAUGUAAUGUUUGUCAACUGGAUACAUUGUAUUUUCGCAAAAGCCGAUGAUAUUGCAAG
Molecule: messenger RNA, 1211 nt
Organism: Penaeus indicus
Lineage: Eukaryota; Metazoa; Arthropoda; Malacostraca; Decapoda; Penaeidae
Exons: 7
Coding region: 42-923 (293 amino acids)
Source: RefSeq, a predicted model, not a curated record